Phycomyces blakesleeanus NRRL 1555(-) is the source of this 2194-nucleotide messenger RNA. RefSeq lists its product as hypothetical. The coding region runs from base 22 to 2025 and encodes 667 amino acids. Gene Ontology annotation, biological process: nucleotide catabolic process. Gene Ontology annotation, molecular function: hydrolase activity. Lineage: Eukaryota; Fungi; Mucoromycota; Mucoromycetes; Mucorales; Phycomycetaceae. The record is from RefSeq and is a predicted model, not a curated record. The transcript is spliced from 7 exons.
CUUUCCACUUUUCUUUAUACAAUGACAACCCUUGAAUUGGUCCAUUUUAAUGAUGUGUACCACGUCUCGCCUAAUAAAGAUGAACCUGUCGGAGGUGCCUCUAGAUUCUCCACAGCCAUCAAGUCAUGUAUCAAAGAAGACGAGGACCUAAACCCUCUUGUCAUGUUUUCUGGAGACGUAUUCAACCCAAGUCUCGAAGGCUCUAUUACCAGAGGCUCUCACAUGUCCGAUGUGAUGAGCAAUCUGCCAAUCACUGUUGCUUGUUUGGGAAACCAUGACUUUGAUUUCGGUCUUCCUCAACUCCAGCGUAACCUGGCUGCUACAAACUUUCCUUGGUUGAUGUCCAAUGUGUUAUUUGAAGAUACAAACGAACCUCCUGUCCAGAGUCUGCGUUAUUUAGUAAUUGAUCAUCCUGAGUCAGGACUUAAACUGGGUGUACUUGGUCUUGUAGAAAAAGAGUGGAUUGAGACAAUUCCAUCAUUCCCCCCAGAGUUGGUUUACCAUGACUUUGUUCAGACUGCCAAGGAUCUAUCGGCCGAGUUAAGAGAUCCGGAAGGACCACACAAAGUAGACUUUAUAGUUGCAUUGACACAUAUGCGUGUACCGAAUGAUAUUAAACUCGGUAGAGAAUGCUCUGAUGAUGUGGAUAUUAUUCUUGGAGGACAUGAUCAUUUCUACUAUGUUUCUAAUCAUGUCGACAUUGUGGGAGAAAAAUGGACUCGGGAACAUAACCUGGAUGAUGUUGGAUUCGAUCCUGAAGAAGAACCAUUUGACAAGCCUGUAUGGGUUAUUAAGAGUGGAACUGAUUUUAGAGAGUUUUCUGUACUAAAGCUUGAAAUUGACACUGACGAAGAUGGCAGGAAGAAAAUCAAAUCAAUGACAGCUGAGCGUCGUACAGUCGAUUCAAGUGUGGAGCCAGAUGAGGAGAUGGAUGUGAUUGUAGAAAAGGUGGCUGAAUUGGUGUCAGAAAAGACAAAGCGUGCUAUUGGAUACACAACUGUACCCCUGGAUGGCAGAAGCUUUGCUGUCCGGACCGAAGAAACCAACUUGGGAAAUCUUACUGCAGAUCUGAUGCUUUUGUCAUAUCGUUAUCUUGGAGCUGAUUUUGCACUGUGUGUGGGUGGCACUAUCAGAAAUGACAGUAUUAUCGAUGUAGGACCGAUCACGAUUGGAGAUAUCAUGAACAUAUUUCCCUUCACAGACCCAUGUGUCCUGAUAAAAGUUACUGGUCGCCAAUUAUGGGAUGCCCUGGAAAACAGUGUAUCCGAAUAUCCUAAGCAAGAGGGCCGGUUCCCCCAGCUCGCUGGUCUGCGUCUGGAAUGGGACCCAACCAAGCCCCCCGGACAGCGUGUGAAGAAUGCUCGAUAUAUGCCCGAAAACAUGGCCCCUCUGGACCUAGAUGAGGAAUACUCUCUUGUCACUCGACACUAUCUCACCGGUGGCUAUGAUGGUUUCACGUCUCUUAAUGUUCCGGCGAGCAAGAUUGUUGUAGACGAAGAAAAUGGCCUGUUGAUCUCAACUCUUUAUCGCAAGUUCUUCCUUGGUCUCAAGUACCUCAAUGCCGUUCGUGAGAAUCUUGUGAAGCCCGUUGCUGCCAAGAUAGCCCGAGAGAAGAAGAAGCGUAUUGACCAGUUGGUAGCUAGUGCCGCUUCUCAUUGGCGAAAGGUUACUCAGGAUAUCCAGGCCUCCAGAGACCAUGAACCAGAGGAUAUUGAGGGUCGUGCAGAAUUCCAUGUUACAGAAGAAGGUGUUCUUCAGGCGUUUGAGGAUUCUUCACAAGGCCAUCCCAACUGUAUUUCCCCUGAAGAGGAUGAAGACAAGGUAUCUGAGCCUGAAGAAAUGUACAAGCAUGAGGAAGAGGACACUUCGUGGGUAAAACGAUGGGCCAGUAUUGGUCCCGUAAUUCAGGGCAGAAUUUAUCGAGUCCCAGCCGAUGAAGAAGACGAAGAAGUUAAAGAACCAGAAACAGAAGAGGCAGAAACGGAAGCAGCAGAAACUGAAGUGGAAGAAAAGGAAGAAGAAUAGAAUUGUCUAUAUAUAUAUAUAUUUUAGAAUACCAAAACUAACCACUAAAUAUGAGCAUGAAAAAAGGGCACUCAAUUAUAUACCACAUACAAUAAAGAGUAUGCAUAAAUACAAUAUUUUUUUAAAAAAAAUAAAAAAUACUUGCUUAGUUGCUAAGAAUUUGAUAGAA